AUGUAAAAAAGAAAAAAAACAGGAGAUCAGUAUAGUCUACGUGACAGUUGUAACAGUGCUGCUUCUUGCAGAAGAGAAGACAAAAAGAAAGCAAACAACCUGCCAUAUUUCGUACAUUUUUCUUUCAACAUAUACCCCUCUGGCAAAUAAAGCUGUGACACACAUGUCGCCGAGCCACAUAACUUUCCUACUAUUGUUCGUGGGGACCAUCGGCCUAGAAAUCAACAGUGUCGAGUCGUGUUUUACUGCGUUGUCGACAAUUAUUCGCAAUCUCGCGUCGACGUGGUUCAAUUACUCGUCGACGGGUCCCCAGAAUUAUGUCGUGAAUAUCGACGAACCCGUGGUGUCGGGAGGCAAUAGUGUCACCAACAGAACGACGCGAAAUUACGUCGCCAGGUGCACCAUGGUAUUCCGAAGCACCACUACGACCACGACCAAGACCUGCGCUGGUGCCGUGGUGAAAAAUGACACCAUCGCCUUUUCGGCACAUUGCACGCAUUACACGUCGACUGACCUUUCAAAUCCGGUUGUGACCUCCUGCACACUUGGAGACUUGAACGUGGACGUUCCGAAUGAACAAAACGAAAUCACAAUCAAUGAAAAUAUUUCGAUCACCAGACACCCAAAUUACAACGCCGUUACGAGACAAUUUGACAUUGCGAAAAUAGUGUUCUUUCCCGCGCUGAAUUUGAGCAGAAAUUCUGCCAUUCAACCCAUCCGCACGUCCAAUAAUAUUUCAAUAAAUAGUUUCGGCAACGGGACGAAUGUCGAUAUCACUGGAUGGGGAACCAAUGCAGUUUAUAAAAUCACCACUGAAAUUCAGGGAGAUGACGGGGCACCGUUGGUGACGAGCAUCAAUGGAAUCGGUGACACACUUGUCGGGAUUACGUCAUUUUUCGGGGAACAAGUCGUCUAUUCUGCUUCAUCCCAGCAAAGAACUGAGAGGGGUUUCAAAUCCAACAACGUUGUAACUGGAGUGCUUUCCUGUGAUUUCAACAUUCCUGCCGUCGCUGUUUUCAUCACUGACGCUGUUCAAGCUUGGCUCAUUGCCUGA
This is a messenger RNA of Notodromas monacha, 1054 nucleotides long. The record is from the annotation of a GenBank genome assembly. Lineage: Eukaryota; Metazoa; Arthropoda; Ostracoda; Podocopida; Cyprididae.